Verticillium dahliae VdLs.17 is the source of this 1206-nucleotide messenger RNA. RefSeq lists its product as uncharacterized. The record is from RefSeq and is a predicted model, not a curated record. Bases 1 to 1206 code for a protein of 401 amino acids. The transcript is spliced from 3 exons. Lineage: Eukaryota; Fungi; Ascomycota; Sordariomycetes; Glomerellales; Plectosphaerellaceae.
AUGCCGGCCAAAGAAAUUCGCAUCCAAGAGGAUGCUCAAGCGCUGUGCGACCGCAUGCAGCUGUUCCAGUCAAUGUGCACAAAGCAGGUGGACGGGUAUCGCCGAGAGGACCUCGCCUGUGUCGCGCUCAGCGCCUGUGCACCUCGUCAGCGCAGACCACAGAGUGCGGAACGUUUUGACUACAUGGACAUGGAGACCGACCAGGAGAAGGGCGACAGGCGGCGUAUCAUUCACAAGCUCUACAACCGUCUCAUCGUGGAACACAACCAGGAGCAAACAGUCAGCACGAAACCGGCCUUGAAAGUCACCAGUGCUCUUUCCUGGGCACUGCUGCAAGUCACCAACAUCGACGAAAUGCGCAAGUUGGAGCAGACUCUCGAUUCGACAGUAGAUAUUCCAGAGUAUUUUCAGAGCAUCGAGGCCAUUCUUGACGGAUGGAAUCUCCACUUCAAGACAUUCCUGACGCUCCCGCCGUCUUCUGGUCGUGGUGAUGGAGAGCCGCAGGCGUUGAAGAGGCGCAGGUCCAAGAAGGUGAAGGAAAUCUGCAUUGCUCGCGAUGAGGAAUGCAUUUUGACUGGGGAUCGAGAGCCUCAUGUAGCGCACAUCUCCCCCUUCAGUGCCGCAAGCGCCCAGCAAACUAAGUUCAUUCUUGCUCGGCUAUGGGGCCCGGACAGAGAAAAAGCCAUAUCUAAGAAGCUUUUCCCGAACGGCACAACAGGUAUUGACGUCAUUGGCAAUGUCAUAUGCCUCUCGCCGAACAUGCAUGCCGCCUGGGCCCGGUACGACGUUGCACUGUUCCCUAUGCGCCCGAGCGAGGAAAAGGAAGAGGGCAAAUGGUGUAUGAAGGUUGUUUUCUACUGGUUGAAGCGCUGUUCGGUGGCCAAGACGUCGAGCAUGGGCAGCAAUAUAUGGGCAUCCGCUCGGGAGGUCCUGCUCCAGACUGCCAUUGGAAUCAAAAAGCAGCGGCCCCGAGCUGUCGACCUGCGUACGGGCGCACCCGUCCUUGAUGGGCAGAUUUUCACCAUCAAAGCAGCGAUGAAAGAUGAUUUGCCCGACUACGAUAUCCUCAUGCUCCAGUGGGACAUUGUGCGCAUGGCAUCGCUGUGCGGAGCUGCUGAGUCGGGUGAUGACUAUGAUAAAGACGCCUAUGAUAUAGAUGAUGAUGAGGAACAUGUGGAGGCUGAGAUGGAGAUGACUAAUGAGUGA